Saprolegnia parasitica CBS 223.65 is the source of this 2013-nucleotide messenger RNA. RefSeq lists its product as hypothetical. Gene Ontology annotation, biological process: protein folding. Gene Ontology annotation, molecular function: ATP-dependent protein folding chaperone; protein kinase binding; ATP hydrolysis activity. The transcript is spliced from 7 exons. Gene Ontology annotation, cellular component: mitochondrial inner membrane. The record is from RefSeq and is a predicted model, not a curated record. Lineage: Eukaryota; Oomycota; Saprolegniomycetes; Saprolegniales; Saprolegniaceae. Bases 1 to 2013 code for a protein of 670 amino acids.
AUGCUGCGCCACUCAAUCCGCGCCGUGCGCCAGGCCGUGGCCGCCCGCGCCGUCCUCAAGCCUGCUGCCCGCGCUUCGAUCCCGGGCCUGCGCCGCCAGGCCAUGCUGGCGCUGCCCACGCUCAUGCGCAGCUACGCCAGCGAAGCCGCGACCAAGCACGAGUUCCAGGCCGAGACGCGCCAGCUCCUCGACAUUGUGACACACUCGAUCUACACGGACAAGGAGGUCUUUGUGCGUGAGCUCAUCUCGAACGCUUCGGACGCGCUCGAGAAGUUUCGCCAUCACCAGGCGGUUGGGUCGUCGAUCCUGAACCCGGAGCUCGAGCCCAAGAUUCUCAUCACGACCGAUACGGUCAACCACACGCUCACGAUCGAAGAUACGGGCAUUGGCAUGACCAAGGAAGAGCUCGUCAUGAACCUCGGCACGAUCGCGCGGUCGGGCUCCAAGGCCUUUAUGGAGCAGCUCAAGACCGAGUCGCCGUCCGAGUCGACGGCGGCCGUCACGGGCAUCAUUGGCAAGUUUGGCGUCGGCUUUUACUCGGCCUUUAUGGUCGCCGACAAGGUCGAGGUCCACUCCCGGUCCGCGCUCGACGGCGCCAAGGGCCACGUCUGGUCGUCGGACGGCUCUGGCUCGUUCGAGGUGUCCGAGAGUGACGACGCGGCCCGCGGCUCCAAGAUCGUCAUGCACAUGAAGGAGUCGUGCAAGGAGUAUGCGACGCCGGAGAAGGUCGAGUCGAUCAUCAAGAAGUACUCGAACUUUGUCGCGUUCCCGAUCCUCCUCAACACGACCGAAGUCAACGUCGUCCAAGCGCUGUGGACCAAGCCGGUCGACGAGAUCUCGGACGACCAGUACGCCGAGUUUUACAAGUUUAUCGCGAACGCCUUCGACGAGCCCAUGUACCGCCUGCACUUCAAGGCCGACGCGCCCAUCGAGCUCAAGACGCUCUUCUUCAUUGGGUCGUCGCACACGGAGAAGCACGGGUACGCGCGCCUCGAACCCGGCGUCUCUCUCUACUCGCGCAAGGUGCUCAUUGAGCGCCAAUCGCCCGACAUUCUGCCCGACUGGAUGCGUUUUGUGCGUGGCGUUGUCGACAGCGAAGACCUCCCGCUGAGCUUGUCGCGUGAGAAGAUGCAGGACUCGCGCCUCCUCCUCAAGAUGAAGGACGUGCUCACGCGCCGCAUCCUCAAGUUCUUGGACGAACGCGCGCGCAAGGACCCGGACACGUACGACGCGUUCUUCAAGGAGUUUGGCAUGUUUAUCAAGGAAGGCGUGUGCAUGGACUUCCAGAACAAGGCCGCGUUGGCCAAGCUGCUGCGCUACGAGUCGUCGGCGCUCGACCCGGAGGCCACCACGUCCCUGGACGAGUACGUCUCGCGCGCGUCGCCCGACCAAUCGGAAAUCUACUACAUUUGCGCCCCGUCGCGCGAAAUGGCGCUUCAGUCGCCGUACUACGAAGCCUUCAAGAAGACGAAGAAGGAGGUCAUCUUUGCGUACCACCCGGUCGAUGACUUUGUCAUGAACAACGUCGAAGAAUUCAACGGCCGCAAGAUCGUCUCGGCCGAGAACGCCAAGCUCGACCUCCAGGAUGACGAAACCGAGGGCGCCAAGCUUUCGGGCGAGGCCGCCGACCUCUUCACUGCGUGGCUCAAAUUGCAUUUGGACGACAAGGUGUCGAACGUCGUGAUGACGAACCGCCUCGCCGACUCGCCGGCCGUCGUGACGGACCACGAGUCGGCCUCGAUCCGCAAGAUGAUGGCGAUGGUCAACCAGCAGCAGGGCGGCGGCAUGGCGAUGCCGGCCUCCAAGCACGUGCUUCAGAUCAACCCGCGCCACCCGAUCAUGCUCAAGCUCAACGAACUGCGCGCGACCAACGACGACCUCGCGGUCAAGGUCGCCAAGCAAGUGCACAUGAACAGCUGCAUGUCGGCGGGCCUUGUCGACGACGGCCGCGUCAUGCUCGGUGACCUCAACACGCUUUUGGAAGAACUCCUCGGCCAGAGCUUGAAGAAGUAA